GUGCGUUCGUGAGCUUUGUAACGCGAUCAAGUGGCCUAAUCUAUCGUUCGAGCAGAUAUCGUGUUUAUUGUGACACAAUAAAUUUCCAUGAUGUGGGAAGUAUUUGCGUGACGAUCGUGAUCGACCAAAAUCAGUUCAAAAAUCGACAGAAACGAUCUCCAACGGAACAGUUUCAUGGCGUCUCGUUGGCCAACAUGGUUCACCCGAACGUGCCCAGCGCUACGGUCUGUUAUGAUGAGAUCAUAAUUCGUUGGGCAAAACAUAUGAGGCUGUGAAAUGCAUCGGUGAAACUAGUCAUAAAAUUGAAACGGCCGAUGAUGUGUGCGGUGCAGUUUGAAGCUAAAUCAGUAUUUUGUGGAAUUUAAAAAACUGCUUCAAACCCACUUUAAAAUCAUGACCGUGGUACUUUCCUACCACCAAAUAGUUGAAAGAGAACCGUCCCAGAUCAACAGUCGGUGGAAAUUAUGUACCGCCAUUCUGUUGCUCGUUAUCGUGUCGUCCUGUGUCGUGGUUAGUUUCAGUUUACACGGUCUAAUGGCUGAUUACAACCACAACUGCUUGUUGGGUGCCCGUUUGAAGUUCAUCGUCAAAACGAACGAAUCCCGGACGAAUGAGACCGUUUCCGCGACCGUUCCAACGUCAGUAGAAUAUGGCAUCGAUGAAUAUUGGAGCAGUUGGAGCAACGGCGCGUACUGUGAAACAUUGAAAUAUAUGCCACUGCUGCAGGGAAUCUGCUGUACCGUUUGGUUGGCUAUGUUCUUAACUCAUGGCCCGGGAGGCAUCAUGCCCAAACCCUGGCGUAUCGUGUUUCCGUCGUUGAUAUUCUUUUUCGGCUGCCUAGUGACAUCGGUAGUAACCGCCAGCUUCAUCACUCAAGGGCUUUCGGAAAUGUGUAUCGAGUUCGGCAAAGUAGACACCGGAAUGGGCUGCGCAAGACUCGUCGAUUACUUUGCCCUAUCGAAACAAACCCCCAAUCUGGUGAACCCGGACAAGAACUUUUUUCUGACCCUAAUCUUUCCCUGGAUUUGGGUUGGUGCAACCUGUUUGGGAUUUCUGGUCAGUUUGUUACGUAUAGUUUUGAUGGUCGAUUUUCAGCUCAUGCGUGUGGAUAUUUUGAAGCACGAGAAACAGCAACUGAAAGGUCCAACCCAGGACGCCGCAUCGCAGUGUGUUGAUACGGAUGAUUCUGAAGACUGAGGGAAGAAUUAAGAUAGCUACACAAUGUACAUAUAGUUAGUAGGCUUCGGCUUUGAAUAUAUAUGCAAGGGGCAAUGUUGCACAAUUAGCGUGUUGGAAUGGACUUCUGCUUAACGGUGAAUGUAAAAAACGUUUUUUGAAUGCGCUGCUUACUUCAAAUGGUG
Messenger RNA from Anopheles bellator, 1361 nucleotides. RefSeq lists its product as uncharacterized. The coding region runs from base 394 to 1197 and encodes 267 amino acids. The transcript has 6 exons. Lineage: Eukaryota; Metazoa; Arthropoda; Insecta; Diptera; Culicidae. The record is from RefSeq and is a predicted model, not a curated record.